AUGGCUGGCUCCAGCCGCUUCCACCCCUACGACAAAGCAAAGAAACACAUCAAACCCCGGGCGCACCCGGGCCCAUCAGUCAACGAGCUCAAGAGACGGAUCCGCGAUGUCAAGCGCCUGCUCAACCACAAGGAGCUGCCGGCGGACGCGCGGAUCGUCCAGGAACGGGCGCUGGCCGGGUACGAGAAGGAGCUGAAGGAGGAGCUGGAGCGGCGCAAACGGUCGGAGAUGAUCAAGAGGUAUCAUUUUGUUCGAUUUCUGGAUCGCAAAUCAGCAACCAAAGAACUCAAGCGCCUCCAGCGCCGACAGCGCGAGAUGACCGAGUCCUCCAACCCCCCAGCUAACCCAGAGGCAUUGGCACGGAUAGCGGAGAAGAUCCGCGAGGCCGAGAUCAACGUCAACUACACGAUCUACUACCCCCUGACGGAGAAAUACGUCUCUUUAUUCCCUCACGACAAGAAGAAACAGAAACAAGAACAACAACAACAACAACAACAACAACAACAACAACAACAACAACAACAACAACAACAGAAGAAAGAGUCUACAGACGGCGAGGGUGACAGCGACAGCGACAACAACAACAGUGUAAACGGUACUCCCGACGACGACCUCAACGCCCUCCUCCUAGCACCACACACCGACCCAAACUCCAAACCACCAAUGUGGCGCGUCGUCGAGAAAUGCAUGAAGGAGAACACACUCGAUCUUCUCCGUGAAGGGAAACUCAACAUUGGCGUGGACGGGAAGCCCAAAAAUCCUCCUCCUAAUAAUAAUAAUAACAACACCGCUGCAGAGCAGAAUGCCAACGGAGGAAAGUCAGGAUCGUCGAAGCAGAAAUCGACAUCGUCAACGACGACAAAGAACAAGAAAGACAAGCAGUCGUCCGAUUCUACGCGGAAAAAGCGUGGUUCCCGGAAUAAUGACGACGAUGACGAUGACGAUGAAAGUGAUGGAGGGUUCUUCGAAGAAUAG
Rasamsonia emersonii CBS 393.64 is the source of this 975-nucleotide messenger RNA. Its product is annotated as rRNA-processing protein efg1. The coding region runs from base 1 to 975 and encodes 324 amino acids. The record is from RefSeq and is a predicted model, not a curated record. Gene Ontology annotation, biological process: maturation of SSU-rRNA from tricistronic rRNA transcript (SSU-rRNA, 5.8S rRNA, LSU-rRNA). Gene Ontology annotation, cellular component: preribosome, small subunit precursor; nucleolus. NCBI's taxonomy places the organism in Eukaryota, Fungi, Ascomycota, Eurotiomycetes, Eurotiales, Trichocomaceae. The transcript is spliced from 2 exons.